Messenger RNA from Monomorium pharaonis (pharaoh ant), 1171 nucleotides. It is a transcript of the gene Seipin, whose product is annotated as seipin. Gene Ontology annotation, biological process: lipid droplet organization; lipid storage. The coding region runs from base 1 to 1014 and encodes 337 amino acids. The record is from RefSeq and is a predicted model, not a curated record. NCBI's taxonomy places the organism in Eukaryota, Metazoa, Arthropoda, Insecta, Hymenoptera, Formicidae. Gene Ontology annotation, cellular component: endoplasmic reticulum membrane. The transcript is spliced from 5 exons.
AUGUUGAUCUCGAGAUUGAUACGUGAGAUCGGUAGGAGAUGGUUCAACGUGCGGAAGACCACCAGGCAGAGCGUGCAGUCUGCCAGAGACACAGUUUUUCGCGGUGGUGUCAUCGUCGUUAGCACUGUCUUCAUAGUUUGGCUGUCGAUAUUCCUUUACACGGUCUUUUAUUACUCCUACAUGCCCAGCAUGUCGUACGUGCGUCCCGUGCAUUUACAAUUCAAAUCGUGCGACGAGAAGAAAGGAAUUUGCAGUUUUCCACAAGCCCAUGUGCAGCUGACCAAGAAACAGCAGCUUUUGAUGGUAGGUCAGCCGUACAAAGUAAAUCUACAUCUAGAGAUGCCAGAAUCACCAGCGAACAAAGAGCUCGGUAUGUUUAUGGUUUGUGCGCAAUUGCGAAGUCGUGACGGAUACCUCGUGGACCACACGUGCAAACCAGCUAUGUUACAUUACCGCAGCACGCUGUUACAUACGCUUACAACUCUCACAUUUUCACCUAUGAUGAUUUUCGGAAGUGUUGAGGAGAAGCAAGACGUUGUUCUCGAAUUGUUUGGCAACUUUGAGGAGGAUCAGAGUCAUCCGGUAACAAUUAUUUUUAUUGAGAUUCAAUCACGACAUAUAGAAUUUUACUCCGCCAAUCUCAUGAUAAAUGCUCACUUGUCGGGAUUACGUUACUGGAUGUUUUAUUGGCCCAUUCUAUCAGCCUGUAUUGGCAUUGGUACAAAUUUGUUUUUCAUAAUGCUCGUAUGCACAAUGUCGUACAUACAUUUCGGCACCGAGGAGGAAAGUUCGGACGAAAAUUUCAGUUAUGAAAAGGGCGAGAUAGAUGAUAACGAUCUUAAAACCGACUUGUCAGAUACAUCAUCUCAGGAAGACACAUUAUCCGUAACGGAUCUCAAAAGUGAGGAGAAGAGUAUAGAGGAGGAAAAACUUGUUAAGGGAGAGCCGAGCUAUAUCCAGGAAAUUUCCACAUUAAUUGCCGAGUCAUCGAGUAGCGCUUCAGCUAUUAAAUAAUAAAUAAAGUUAUUAUUACGCUUAGAAACGUGAUUAGUCUGUGUAAUAUAAAAAUUUUACAAACAGUUAUAGGUAAUUUAUAAUCGAGAGCUAUUAAUGAAGGAAGGAAAACUUAAGAGAGAAAUGGAAAAAAAAUAUAUUUUCUUAUUUUCUAUAA